AUGUCUGAUGAUCAACCACCGAUAGGAAGGAAACAAAAAUUUAUGAAUUUGAUGAAAACAACCAGAGAUGUUUAUAUUCCAAAUAUAAGAUCUACUAUAUCUCAAAAGACAGCAGAAGGAUUCAGGGCCGCAACAACCCCGAGUGAGGGCAGAGUUUUAUCCCAUCAAUAUCCGCUCGAUAUGAACAUUAGGAUAUAUCCUACAUAUACCACCAACCUGAAACCUAAUUUAUUUGAAACAAUUGUACGUUUUAACGUAAGCGUUCCUGCAAAUUUAAAUACAAGGAAAAAUAGGCUGAUACUGUCAUUAUGCAAACAGUAUCUUAGAACCAACGAGGUAGAUGAUGAGACGAUUGAGCAACAUUUUGAUGAGGCCCCUUUGGAUACUGAUACAGAAUCUACUUCAAGUAGUAGAUUUACCUCUGGAAGCAAACUGAACCUGGCAGAGUCUGUCAAUAGUACUGACAACAACGUUUUUCAAAGAGAGAACACUUCCAAAAAAGAGCUUUCCGUUUUGAGGGAAAGGGUGACAGAUUUCCUAUCUAGAUCUGUUCCUGGUGUUGCUACUAUCAUCGAUGUUUCCUCUCCUGAUAAUCCAGAAGAGGACAAAACGUUCUUUGAGACAACAGAUGAGACAGGAAAUGUCACUGUUAGGCUCCAAACAAAUUACGCACCAAGUUCCAUUCGUGUGACGUUAGAUACACCUCCUAGUUAUCCGUCUUUAAUAUCAAAAGCUUAUGCUUGUAAUUUAGUAAAUCCUGAUGGUAUCGGCUUGAUUAGUGACAUUGACGACACAAUAAAACACACUGGAAUAACUGGCGACAAGAGAUCAAUGUUCAGAAACGUUUUUGUAAAUAGUGCUGAGACCUGGGUUAUUGAUAAGAUUCCUCUAUGGUAUAAUGCUCUUAGAAAUGCAGCUGAUGCUUCUUUUUUCUAUGUCUCCAACUCUCCCAUCCAGACUUUCCCAGUAUUGAACAAAUAUAUCAUGGACACUUUGCCCCAGGGUCCACUUUUUCUCAAACAAUAUUCGGGAAGUUUUUGGUCCAGUAUCAUGACUUCAAGCGCAAACAGAAAGCUGGACACUAUCACCAACAUACUCGAAGAUUUCCCUCAGAAAAAGUUUAUUCUGGUGGGAGAUUCUGGAGAACAAGAUUUUGAAGCCUACAUUGGAACAGCAUUAAGAUAUCCUGACCAGAUUAUAGGAAUAUAUAUUCGGUGCUGCAAAAAUUCCAUGAGUGACAUGGGCUUACGCGAACAAGAAGUUCAAAAGGAGUUAAAUAAUAUAAUUACAAGGGAUUACAGUAAACCACUAAGUUCCACUCCAUCUUCAACAAAUAUAUCACCACGUAAAAGACCACCACCACCGCCAGUUCCAAGGAAAACUUUUCAGUUAUCAUCAGAUCAGUUGAGUGAAAUUGACAGGUCACGCUCAAGCCCGGCUCAUAGUAGUGACACUAUUAUAAAUGAUGGGAUGAUCGAAACUCCACCACGCUUGCCUUUACGGAAACCAUCGUCUAGCCAAUUCAGUAAUCCCGGGUCUUCAAUUCAAACAGUUCCAUCAACCUUGAGUGACUACGAUACAACUGAUUUAUAUUUUGACAGGAAAGCUGAAACAUGGAGAGGCAGGGUAUCACAAGGAAUUCGAGAUUUGAUAGAAAUACAAAAAUUCGAUAUGGGAUUGUUGUUUUUCAAUGAUCCUGAACAAUGUCUGGAGGAUAGCAUGGCGAGAAUACGAAGUCUUCAGAAAGACAAUUCAUAA
Messenger RNA from Kazachstania africana CBS 2517, 1758 nucleotides. RefSeq names its product phosphatidate phosphatase APP1 (gene APP1). Lineage: Eukaryota; Fungi; Ascomycota; Saccharomycetes; Saccharomycetales; Saccharomycetaceae. Bases 1 to 1758 code for a protein of 585 amino acids. Gene Ontology annotation, molecular function: phosphatidate phosphatase activity. Gene Ontology annotation, cellular component: actin cortical patch. The record is from RefSeq and is a predicted model, not a curated record. The transcript has a single exon.